Lachnellula hyalina is the source of this 1761-nucleotide messenger RNA. It is a transcript of the gene speE, whose product is annotated as Polyamine aminopropyltransferase. Bases 1 to 1761 code for a protein of 586 amino acids. Lineage: Eukaryota; Fungi; Ascomycota; Leotiomycetes; Helotiales; Lachnaceae. The transcript has 3 exons. The record is from RefSeq and is a predicted model, not a curated record.
AUGGCUCGCUCAUCCGCCCUGAAAUCACCAAAGCCCGUACAGAAGUCCUCUGAACACCCCUCGUUGACCCAGGAAAGUUUCGAGAAUGAAUUGAGAGAAUUGGCUGCAAAGGCUCAAGAAGAGACGUGGACGAAAUGGGUGCUUCAGCAGGCCUGGAUCCUCAUUCAGUCGGCUGUCUUAUUGACCCUGGCGGCCGCAUACUCCAACGUAUCCCUACUCACUCUAUCACCGGUCUAUGGCUCCAUUCCAUCUUCCAUAUGGCACUCCAAAGGCGUGAUGACUGCGUGUUUCCUGGGAUGGUCCGGCAACCUCUUCGUGAGGCGGCAGUUGCCAGUGAAGCCGGUCAAACUGCUGCCCUUCAUCGCGGCAUACAUCCCAGUCAUGCAAUUCUCCCUUUUUCGCAUCAGUGGCUUCAUGGGUGCGGUGUAUGGACCCAUCAUUAUUGAGAGUCUCACAUUCCUUCCACUUCUUCUCCUGUCCGUCUCGUGUACCGCUACCAUUCUGGAUGACCUGGAGCUCAAUCCAGGCCGUGUCCAAUGGCUGUCGGAUGCAAUGCCAGGCAUUUGCUCAUACGCAUUCUACAGAACCAUGGAAUACUUCACCGGCCACUGGACUCUGCGUGUCAUUGGGAAAGACUUGCUUCAUUCCCGACUUGGGCUGCAAUGUCAACUUACAGCGCUUUACUCUAUCUUUGCUCCCUCAAAGCUUCUUCUGUACGCCUUGCCGGCAUUGCUGCACACAUCCAUCUUCAACUACCACGUGCCAUACUCAUACACGACGUCUGCACUGAACUCUACGUUGAGCAAGUCUGGGUGGUCGCUCAUCGAUCGCGCCGAGUCACUCACUGGAUACAUCUCAGUCUUUGAAAGUGACAAGCAAGGAUUCCGGGUCCUGAGAUGCGACCACAGCCUGCUUGGCGGUCAAUGGCUCGCAGCGCGAGCAACACAUGGCCUCCCAGAGCCAAUUUACGGGGUUUUUGUGAUGUUGGAAGCUGUCCGGCUGAUGGAGGUGCCAGAACGAGUUCCCGACUCGGAAGCUACAGCGUUGGUGAUUGGCCUUGGUAUUGGUACGACUCCUGCGGCUCUCAUGGCCCAUGGUAUCAAGACAACGAUCGUCGAGAUUGAUCCUGUUGUCCAUGAGUAUGCGACCAAAUAUUUUGCGCUACCACCUGAUCACACAGCAAUUAUUGCUGACGCAGUAUCAUACGCCGAUGCAGUGGCUCGGUCUGGUGAACAAUACGAUUAUGUGGUUCAUGACGUAUUUACUGGUGGUGCAGAGCCUGUCGAGCUUUUCACCGUGGAAUUUAUCCAGGAUCUGAGGUCUAUCUUGAAGCCAAGCGGGGUAAUUGCCAUUAACUACGCUGGUGACCUGCUUCUCCCAUCCGCCAGGAUCAUCGUCCAAACCAUCCGGACAGUCUUUCCCACCUGUCGUGUCUUCCGCGAAUCUGAGCCAUCUCCUGAGAGCAUUGCAGCAGAUGGCAGAGACUUUACUAAUAUGGUCAUCUUCUGCACCAGUGCAGCUGAUAUAGUUACGUUUAGGAGUCCAAGCGAAGCGGAUUUCCUCCACAGUGGGGCAAGACAGAUGUUUCUCAUGCCUCAGCAUGAAGUAGAUGAGCGGGUUUUCACAGAAGUGAAGGCUGACGGGGGUAUUUUGAGCAGGAAUGAUACCGAGAGAUUUAGAAACUGGCAGCAAAAAAGUGCAUUGGGUCACUGGGCUGUGAUGAGGACCGUGCUGCCGGAUAUGGUUUGGGAAAACUGGUGA